AUGAGUGAUAUUAAAUCCAUGAAUACGGAAAAUAAAAUUAUUUCAUAUUCAUCCAACCUCGAAGAAGUCUAUGAAGAAUUUAAACAUGACAUUAUGACUCAAGCAUCAGAAUUCCAAACGAAAGACUCAAAUUGGAGUUUACAGGAAAUAAUGUUUUUAGAUGUAAACAUAAAUCGAUUUAAUAAUAUUGCUGCUUCUUCAUACAUAAAACUCCCUAUAUCAAUAAAUAAUAAAAAUGCCGUCAUAAAUAUUGAAAAUCAAGAUAACGCCUGUUUUGCUUGGUCCAUAAAUGCAGCAAUUUUUCCUGCGGAGGGUGACCCCAAAAACCCAUCAUCAUACCCGCACUACGAUACUCUGUUAGAUUUUCAAGGUAUUGAUUUUCCAGUAAAACUAAAAGACAUAAAAAAAUUCGAGAAUAUGAAUAACAUUUCAGUAAACGUAUUUGGAAUAGAGCCUUAUUACAAAGAUUGUAAGAACAUAUAUGAAAUUGUGGGACCACUACAUUUUACUUCACAGCGACAAUCAACACACGUUAAUUUAUUGCUUGUAUCAGAUACAGAUGGAAACAAUCACUACUGCCUUAUUACCGACUUGUCCCGACUUGUUAGAAGCCAGAAAACAAAGCAUACUGAAAAAAUACAUAUUUGUGAUGGUUGUUUACAAUCUUUUACAACUAUAAACAAGUUAAAAGCUCAUGAAGAACAUGAUUGUACACAUGUAUACACAGAACUUCCAACAACAGAAAUAAAAAAAAAUAAGUGUGGCCAAUACAAACCAGAAAAUAUUUUAACAUUCACUAACUUUGAAAAACAAUUACAAGUGCCGUUUGUAAUUUAUGCAGACUUUGAAUCUUUGUUAAAACCAGUAGACAAUUGUGAAAAUUUUAAUGGUAAUUCAUUUAGUGUUAAAGUCUGUGAACACGAACCAUAUUCUUUUGCAUUCUACCUUAAAUGUAAUUAUGAUGACAAUUUAUCCAAACUUGAAAUGUAUACAGGAACAAAUGCUGCAAAAGUGUUUAUACAAAAACUUGAUGAAAUCGUCCAUGACUUGUAUAAUAACCAUUUGAAGCAUGUUAAGGUUAUGCAACCACUUACACAAGAAGAACAGGAUGCAUAUGAUACAGCGACCAUCUGUCACAUCUGUGAAAAACCUUUCAAUUCGACCAACAAAAAAGUUCGUGACCAUUGCCACCUAUCGGGGAUAUAUAGAAAUGCAGCACAUAAUUCCUGCAAUUUAAACUAUAAACAACCAAAUUUUAUUCCGGUGUUUUUUCAUAAUCUCACAAACUAUGAUAGUCAUUUAUUUAUCAAGGAAUUGACAACUAAAAAGGAAUCCGUAUCAGCAAUCGCUCAAACAAAGGAAAAAUACAUUUCUUUUUCAAAGUCUAUUUUGGUUAACAAAUCUAACAAUCCUAAGGUUCGGGAUACAUUUAUAAAACUUCGAUUUGUUGAUUCGUUUCGAUUUUUAGCAAAAUCGCUGGAUAAACUUAGUGAGACUUUAGAAUCCAACCAAUGUAAUGAAGUUAGAAAAUAUUUCCCAAAUGACCAGCAAUUUAAUUUAAUGAGAUGCAAAGGAGUUUUUCCUUAUUCAUAUGUAAAUUCAUUUCAAAAAUUAAAUGAAGAAAAACUACCAUUAAAAGAUAAUUUUUUUAAUAUUUUGAAGGGUGAAUCAAUUUCUGAUAUGGAUUAUGAUAAGGCAAAAGAAAUAUGGGAUAUUUUUAAUUGUAAAACUCUCAAUGAUUACGCAAUGCUAUACUUAAAAACGGAUGUGCUUUUAUUAGCAGAUGUGUUUGAAAAUUUUAGAAAAGUGUCAAUGAAAGAAUAUAAACUCGAUCCUGCGCAAUAUUUGACAGCACCUUCUUUGAGUUGGGAUGCAAUGUUGAAAUAUACUCAAAUUGAAUUAGAAUUACUAACAGAUAUUGACAUGCUACAUUUUUUUAAUAAAGGAAUUAGAGGAGGUGUAGCUCAAUGUAGUAAAAGAAAAGCUGAAGCUAAUAAUACAUUUUUACCAAAUUUUGAUCCUUUGAAACCCGAAAGUUAUAUAAUGUAUCUGGAUGCUACUAACUUAUACGGAGCCGCCAUGAGUGAACCCCUUCCAUAUGGUAAUUUUAAAUGGAUAGAUACAAAUUUUGACUAUAAUUCAGUGGAAAAUGAUUCUUCCAAAGGCUAUGUGUUGGAAGUAGAUUUAGAAUAUCCACCAAAUUUGCAUGAUACCCACAACGAUCUUCCUUUUUGCCCUGAGAAUAUAACACCUCCAAAAAGUAAAUACCCAAAACUGAUUCCAAAUUUAUAUCAUAAAAAAAAGUAUAUUAUUCAUUACCGGAAUUUGAAACAGUGUCUUAAAUAUGGUUUAAAAUUAACAAAAAUUCAUAGAAUUUUAGAAUUUUCCCAAUCAGCAUGGUUAAAAAAGUAUAUUGACUUAAACACAAAUCUUCGAAAUAAAGCAAAAAAUGACUUCGAAAUGGAACUUUUUAAGCUGUUAGUCAAUGCAAUUUUCGGAAAAGCUUUGGAAAAUGUACAAAAGCGGAAAUGUAUUCAUUUAUCAAGCCAUUGGGAGAAUACUUGUAGGUCUCUAGGUGCGAGGUCAUUAAUAGCAAAACCACAGUUUAAAACAUGUUCCGUUUUCAAUGAAAAUUUGGUUGCUAUACAUUUAGGUAAUGUAAAAGUGUAUUACGAUAAGCCCAUAUAUAUAGGAUUUUCUGUGCUAGACAUUUCAAAAACCAUAAUAUAUGAAUUUUUUUAUGGGUAUAUCAAAAAAAUGUAUGGUGAUGCUGUAAAAUUGUGUUAUACUGAUACCGAUUCACUAAUUCUAGAAGUGUUUACCAAAAACUUUUAUGAAGAUAUAAAACAAAACAUAGUUUAUUUUGACACUUCUAACUAUCCUGAAUCUAAUGAAUAUGGAAUCCCUAAAACAAAAUCAGUUGUUGGGAAAAUGAAAGAUGAAUUUUGUGGCACUCCAAUACAAGCAUUUUAUGGAACAGGUGCUAAGGCUUACUGCAUAAAACUAGGCAAGACAUUUAAGAAUACAACUGAAAUAAAAAAAGCUAAAGGUGUUUCGAGAAAUGUAAUAAAAAAUCAACUUCAGGUAUCUGACUACAUUCGAAUUAUUGAAAAUGGUGAUAUGAUAUAUAGAAAGAUGUAUGUUUUUAUAUCAUCACUACAUACCAUCUACACUGAACUUAAAAAUAAGGUUGCACUUUCAGCUAAAGAUGAUAAACGGUAUGUCAUACCACACGAUGUAAAUACUUUAGCAUGGGGGCAUCUACUUACCAAUCAUAGGAUGAUAACUGGAACCAUUGAUGAAUUGAUACAAAAUAUGCAAGAACUAAUAGAUUUAGAUAAUUUGUAA
This is a messenger RNA of Psylliodes chrysocephalus, 3348 nucleotides long. Lineage: Eukaryota; Metazoa; Arthropoda; Insecta; Coleoptera; Chrysomelidae. The record is from the annotation of a GenBank genome assembly.